Varroa destructor (honeybee mite) is the source of this 4057-nucleotide messenger RNA. RefSeq lists its product as uncharacterized. The record is from RefSeq and is a predicted model, not a curated record. NCBI's taxonomy places the organism in Eukaryota, Metazoa, Arthropoda, Arachnida, Mesostigmata, Varroidae.
UAAGUGCUGCCGUAAUGCUGUGGCGGUGCUAGCAUUGAUUCUGCUGUUGUUAUAUGCUUGUUACUGGCUGGCUGUUCGAUUAGCUAGCUUGGGACAGGCAAUCAGCAAAAUCAGUUGUUAGGAGCAGUUGCUCUGGCAGAGGUGGAGGCGUCUGCUGUAUGGUGGCGCUGGGCUGUCUGGAGAGUGGAGCGGAAGCGGUACAGUGAUGGACAACCCCUGGACUAUCUGGGCAGCCCGAAAUGGCAUACCCGUGCCCUCAGAGGAUGAUCCCCCGGACUGUGAAAUUGAGUCGGAUUCGAUGUUGUUAAAUCGGGAAGAUGCAGAUCUAUUUGGACUCUGUCCAGCAUGGGACGAGUUUUACCUCGUCCGUUGCAAUGAAUGCCAUAAGGUACUCAAACCAAUGGCUCUUAAGCAUCAUAUUGAAUUUCGACACUCUAGAUCAUCACGAUCGCCGUCGACGACGUCUUCGGAGACAUCGAUUGAAGCAAUUAAUUCAAAAAGUUUCUCUUUUAAAUAUCACAGUAGUAGCAGUAGUAGUACGGCCAGCAGUGCCAGCACCAGUCGAAAUAAGCCUGCGUCCGUUAAGGUAAAAUUAACUACCAAAGUUGCCACCAAGGAGGUAAAUAGGGAUAGAGAGGUUAACUUGAUUCGUUCCCAGAAUUUCCAAGACAACCCUGCUUACGGCUGCCAAUCAUCAACCGGCAAAGAAGAUAGUGAGCAGUCGAGCAGCUCAAGUAGUUCGGUCAACUCUCCGGCCGAUAGUGCCAAGACGCUCGAGAUACCAGGUUCGAUAUCGAGCUCGGUUUUUAGUUUACGGGGUAGAAGUCCGACCAUCUCAGAAGAUCGCGUACUCGCUACGCCUGUUGUUGUCUUGACAAAGACUCUGCUGGUCAACCCGAACUCAUCAACUUGUUCUUUGCUCACACCCGACCGAACCACCGCAACAGACUCCCUCAAACGGCCGCUCGCGGCGAUUCCUGAUAGCACAUUGCCCUCAAUUAAGAAGAAAUUUUUGCCUUGUAAAGACCGUGAAUACGACCCAAACAAACACUGUGGAGUCAUUACUUCCGAUACGGGCAAACCGUGCACACGUUCGUUGACGUGUAAGACGCAUUCGCUAAGCCUUCGACGUGGAGUACCUGGUAGGCUGAAGGGUUUCGACGAUCUCCUUGCAGAGAACCGUGCCGCGAAAGAACAAAAGCCUCCUGUAAACAUUACGUCUGGGGAUUCUGCUCCACAACUAUCUCCUCCAGCGGUACAUCCCAGUCAGUUAGUUCUGCCUCCGUCACCUUCUGCGGUAAACGUAAUAGAUGCGCCAGCGCAUAGUUCGCCUGUUGGCGACGAGCACAUUUCAUUACACCAUUCUCCGAAUGGGCCCUUAGUACCAUCGUUAAUCCAACAACAGCAACAACAUCCAAGUCCAGCUUCGUCUCGAUCGACAUCACCCUCGUCACAAGUGGUAUUAGCCACACCGGAUGGCAAAUUGACUUUACCCGUUAUACGCUUAUCUGGAUCACCACCACCGCCGCCGCCUCAGCUUGUGCGCCAUGAUCCUGGACCUCCUCUUGCACAGCAGCUGGCUCAAUCAGGUGUCGGAGGAUUAGGGGCGGCAGCCGCAGCAGCUGCUGUAAGCGUUGUAGGGCCGGUGGGUGGUGUCCUGGCAGGCAUGGCCAAAAAUAAAACAGGCGGAGUGCGUGGGGGAGGACUAUUAUCGAGUCUGCGGAGCGCUGCGUCGCCCGUCCGAUCUCUAGCUGUGCCCGCCGAAAAUACCAGUCACAAUUUUACAGCAGGUGUACAGCCUAAACCAGCUGCCAUGUGCACAUUCGGAAUGCGUGUGCUUAGUUCGUCAAAUGUGGUGUUGCUUGAUCGACGGUGGGACGCAACCAGAGGGGCGCUGGCAGCUGCUUUGAGUCCGCAGAUAUUACCAAGUGGGCAAACCUCGUUGUUGAUCAAUCGACAGGGAACUGGCAGCAGCGCUAAUGUGGGGGGUCCAACGACAGGAACAGCGGGUUCACGACGGAGGGUUAAAGGGGCCCCAACGAGACCCGCAUCACCGAAACAACAACAACAACAACUGGCUAGAAAACUAUUGUCCAGUGUACGCGUUGGUGUCUCAGGCCUUUCAAGCUUAAGCAUGGUUUCUCCUCCUGGACAGCUGCCCCCAGCUCAACUCACAGCUGGCCAGUGAAUCGCGCGAGAGAGACGCGUCACAUUCCUACUUUGGCUAAAAGCUCCCAAGCGGAUUUCUGUGUAACAAGAUCAUCGGUGCAUUAAUCAAGUCAGCCAUCCUGCUUGUUGAUCGCUGAUCAAAGAAGUGUUGUUUCGACAAUAAUCUCGGCAAACGUAGUCUUUAAGCCUAAGUCUGAGUUUCAGCGUUAUUGCUAUCUUCUCGAGACGAUUGCAGCUAAUGAAGCAGUAAUGAUCAAAAAAGAUUAACUCAGUCAGUUUAAUUUACUGGCAUGUGGUCCCGAUCGCCGGUACCGAUGCAUCACAGUCUACAACACUUUUGUCUUAAACAGCCCUAUUUUGUCAUAUCCACUCCAAAAUGAUAAAAAAAAAGUACGUAUUUAGGAAAACAGUUGUGGCAUAUGUGAAUACUAAAUGCAAUCCUUUUUGGGGUGAAUGCCUGAUCUACUUCACAGUGGCACUCAGAGAAAGGAAAACAAUAAGUAAUAAUAACUUGAAUUGAUCAACAGGAAACCAAAUAUUUUAAUAAUUAGUUUGUUUUUAACUUAUUAAUGGCCAAACAGCUAACACGGGGUAGGCGAUAAAAAACAUAAAUAUUUUUGGCAACAGUGAGUAUCUAAACCGCACUGAUGUGUUAUCGCAUCUUACCGUCGCCUCCUGUAGUUUAUACGGAAAAAAAAACGAUUGUUCAUAGUCAUAUUGUAUAGGCGUCAAUCUCACAGUAAGGAGACAGACAAGGCCAAAUCUAAAUUUCUUUACAGAGGAAAAGUUCUUUGUAUGUGUAAAGUAAUAACAACAAACGAACGUAUUAUAAGGAAAUCAACUGCUAUAAACAUAUAACACCAAAUGUUCCAAUUUCAGUAUCAAAUGGUUGUCCGACCUUUUUCACCAGACCGAAAGCUACUUUCAAUAAUAUCAGUAGUUCCUUUUAUGGGCGUUACUGGUGACAGAUUUGACGCCGACAAGUAAGAGUGAUUAAGACCACAUGGUUUGCUGAUUUUAAAUAGACUCGGAACAAAGUUAUUAUAGUAUCGCAUUGGAGACAAGUGGCGUGUAAAGUUUAUUAAUAAAAACGGAUACAAUUAACAAAUGCCGGCGGUAGAAUCUGAAAAGUAGAGCUAUACACUGCUCUCAUGCUACUUUUUUUUUCAACUACCUAUAGUUUCACAGCUAGUGUCACUUUUUAUUUCGUAGUUUCGUAAAACGAGUGUAUCGUUAGUUCCAUUUUUGUGAAAACACGUAAGUAAAUGUCCACAAAAAUUGGAAAAACUGCCCCUUCAACAGAGCGUGAAAAUAUAUGUUCAUUGAGAUCAUCUUAAAUUCAUUUUGCCCGAUGCACUGAAUUUAGUUCUGAUCUACACAAGAAGUUACGAAGUUAACAAGGUAACUGACUUUCGUUUCCUUCCGCGCAUGUAAGCACAAACACAUAUAUAAAAACCAGCGAUGGUUUUAAGUUAUGUUCCAAGUGUCGGCCAGCGAUGAUUUUAAGUUAUGUUCCAAGUGUCGGCUUAAGUCUUGUCACGAACGAACUAGCCACCUAAUUAUACACAACGAUGCCGAUGCUGAUAUUGUGGUAUCUACGGAGAACACAUCAAAACGCUUAAAAUCAAACAAAAUCUGCAUUAUGACAUAGAUGUUAAUUAGAAGGCGGCAAUCGGAUAUAUACUAGCCAAGCAAGAGUUAUCAAGCUCAGUUAGUCAUAUUUUUUACCGCUAAGAGACACCUCCGAGGUUAAUUGUGGUAGAAUGAUAGCGUGAUUGUCGGCAUUAAAGCUACCGAAAUUCGAACCUUUUUAUUAAAAAGAAUCAUGUCAAAAAACACUUUCAUGUCACAGAAAGGGCUGUCCAAGUUAUAGAACUUCAAAAAAAAA